AUGGGCCGGCUCGACCGGAGUAAUACCACGUCCUUACAGAAAACCGACGUGAAACAACGCUUGGCAGGAAAGUCAUCGAAUGACUGCUCCCGCCUGGGUGAGGCGGAGGGUUGUGUCAGACUCUUACUGACUAAAAACCACCCUCGUUUUUUCUCCUGCGCUUCGAGCCUGAGCCCCGUGCCCCACACUAGGAUUUUGUCCUGUGUCGUGGGUACGUUUACAAAAAUACAAGUUCACAUACACAUGACACCCAGACCCAGAACAACAAUCUGUGGAUCACACAAAAAGUUGUUACGUGCGGGAAUCGAACCCGCGACACGUUGCGCGGCAGCCGGUUGCCCAGCCACCGCACCAACCGUGCAGGGGCGGGGGGGGAUAUCAUCGAAUGACUGCUCCCGCCUGGGUGAGGCGGGAGGGAGUGUCAGACUCUUACUAACUAAAAACCACUCCGUUCCUUCUCCUGCACUUCGAGCCGGAGCCCCGGAGUCUACAUUUUGGAACGAGCACUUAGCUUCACUGACGGACAGAUCAUCUGCUCUAGCCGAAGCAUCUUGCAUCCCUGGCCCAGAUUAUCUCCUGUGUCGUGGGUGCGUUUACAAACAUACAAGUUCACAUACACAUGGCACCCAGACCCGAAACAACAAUUUGUGGAUCACACAAAGUGUUGUUCCGUGCGGGAAUCGAACCCGCGACACGUUGCACGGCAGCCGGUUGCCCAGUCACCGCACCAACCGUGCAGUCAAAGUCAAUUUGAGGAUUGUUGGGAAAUCAGGGAUUGGGGAGAUUUUUAUUGAGACCAAGGAAACCUCGCUCAUACGACGAAACACAACACAAGCGUUGGUUUACUUCGGUUUUCAGCUCGGCAGUGGUAUCACUCCGGUCGAGCCGGCCCAUUCGUGCCGAAGCAUGACUCUCCAACACUCCCGCGUCCGUUACAUGUUUUAUCCACCGACUUCCGCGUUGUUCCUUAUCCAUGAUCUUUAA
This is a messenger RNA of Spodoptera littoralis (African cotton leafworm), 984 nucleotides long. The record is from the annotation of a GenBank genome assembly. NCBI's taxonomy places the organism in Eukaryota, Metazoa, Arthropoda, Insecta, Lepidoptera, Noctuidae.